ACAGCGUCAGUGUCUAAUUUAUUGCUGUAUAUUACUUAUUCAUACAGCAUGUCUCACCCUGAAAGUACUUUUCUUGAUACUGAUACUGAUUACUACCAUGAAGGGGAGGGUGAAGAGGAGGGCGAAGAAGUUGAGGAAGAGGAAGAGAUUUAUUACAAUUCCGAUGAUUUUAUUUCGAAUUACUUCCUGAGUGAAAUGGGAACGAUUCCUGGCAACAUAUUUGAGUUUAAUCAUUCCUAUGGAUACGACUGCAGAAGAUAUUAUAACUUAGCUGUUGCCGAUGAAGAAACGGUUAUUUUUGCUUCUGGAAAUUAUAUCCAUUUUUUCAACACAACUACAAGAAGUAUAUGGUUCAGGCGAAGUGCUUUUGGUGGAGGAAUUGGCUUUAUUGCAAAAAAUCCACAAUUUCCUCACAUAGCGAUUGCAGAAAAUACAACAAAUCCUCCAAUAAUAAUCUACGACUGGCCGAGUUUUGAAAUAGUAUGCUUGCUAAAAGGAGGAUCUACCAAACGAUUCAUGAGUUUGAAUUAUACUCCUGACGGUCUCCUUUUGGUUUCCCAAGCUGGUGCUCCUGAUUAUCUUAUAACCGUAUGGAAUUGGGUAAAGAAAAGAAUUUUGCUAAGAAGUAAAUGUCACGUUCAGGACGUCUUCAGAGCAAUGUUUUCUCCAUUUUUACCAGGGCAAUUGGCAUCAUGUGGAGCAAGCCAUAUAAAAUUUUGGAAAAUGGCAACCACAUUUACUGGCCUAAAACUGCAGGGGGAAUUGGGAAGAUUUGGAAAAACUGAAUACACCGAUAUAAUAGGUAUAUUACCGUUGGAAGAUGAAAAGGUGGUAUCUGGAUGUAAUUGGGGCAACAUUCUUCUGUGGGAAGGUGGUUUAAUUAAGAUUGAAGUUUUGAGAAGAGGUAGAAUACGUUGUCACGACGCUCCCGUUGUCCAAUUUUUUCAUAUGAAUGGAGAAAUUUAUUCCAUUUCAAUGGACGGUCACGUAAAACUGUGGUAUUAUCCACAAAUAGAUCAAGCAGAUCCUCCUGAUACCGACAGAGUUGUUGAAAUGGAACCAUCUUUCGAUCUACAUGUUCCCAAUUUAAUGUACAUGUGGAUUGAAAAACAAAAUAACGAUGAAAGUUGCUGCUUAUACUAUGCUCAAGAUGGGAAUGGCGGAAUUUGGAGGGUUGAUUUAAGGGUAGAAAGUCCAGAACCACCACUACCUCCCGAACAAUUAUAUUUUACACAUGGAGGUCCGAUUAUGGAUUUAGCGCCAUGUCCGUAUGGACCAUAUUUGGCCACUUUGGGCUUCGAUGGAAAACUGAAUAUCUACGCCUAUUUAAAAAAGACUUCAAUAUUUACCCACAAAUUUCCUGCCAAAGGGAAUAGAAUGAUUUGGUUACCAAUUAAUGUUGAAGAUUCUGGCGAGCAAUUAAUUCUUGCAUUUGAUGAUGGAUGUUUGAGAAAUGUAAUUUUACAGAUUUCAGAAGAACCACAAGAGAAAGAUACUACACUAGAAAUGAUACAGUUUACUAAACCCCAUACAUCAACAAUAACCGAAAUGCUUUUGAACAGCGAUGGCAGUAAUCUUAUAACUGGCGGAGAAGAUAAAACAAUAUUCAUAUACCAACUGACCAUCAGCAAACACACCUAUGCACUUUUGAUACCAAUAGGAUACAUUAACGCACCAGAUUCUGUGACAUGUUUAACGUGGCAUCUUACAGAGGAGAACACGGUAAUAGUGGGAUGUCUUCAUGGUCAAAUAAUGCAGGUGGAAUUUCCAACUGAGCCUCAAGAUUACACCACUAUAACGUACAUAUUGCAUGUGGAACCGAAAUAUCAGAGGUUCACUACUUAUAAAGCUCAGAUACGAAGAGAUAUAAAAAUUGCCGAGAUAGAAGCUAAGAAAGCUGCGAAAUUGGAAAAAAAAAUGGAGGAACUUGAAAAAGUAAAAAAGGAAAACCCCGGGCUUGAAAUUGAUGAAGAAGUUUUUCUAGCUGAUUCAUCAUCUGAGGAAGUACUAGAGCCUCUACAUAUUCCUGACGUGCCCAAUAGGAUAAUAUGGAUUCAGCACACAGAGGAAGGAUCUUUCUGGCUUUCCAUGGGAGGCUAUGACGCCGGUUAUAUUUAUGAAUAUUACAUCGAUCAGAAGGAACAAAUACCCUAUAGAUUUCAAAUCAUUUAUGAUGGUGAUGAUAUUGAGAUAGAAAAUUUUAUUUACAAUUACAGUAAAGAAUAUCUCAUUUUUGCAAUGCAAGAUGGAGCAAUUAGAGUAAAUCGCGUAAAUCCAAAUGAUUGGCGUGACUUGUCAGAUUAUUGGCAACUAUCUAUGCACGACAACUUCAAUGGAAGAGUUACCAGGAUGGCUUUCAGUUACGACGAAAGAUAUUUCUUCACUUGUGGCUACGACGGAAAUAUAUUUGCUUAUAAAUUUUAUCCCGAAGAAGAUAAUUAUAUUACAGAAAUACCAAGAAAAACAUUUCUGUCUAAAAUAAUAACGACUACAGUAUCUGAUAAAGCACGUUAUGAUAUGCUAAGUUUAGAACAAGCUAUUGUAAAGAAAGAAGAAGAUCGUGUAGCUGCUGUUGCUAAUGAACAUAAGAGGGUAUUAAUAGAAAGGCUCAAAACAUUAAAGGUCGAAUUUUAUGAUUUACUAGAAAGAAAUAAAAAUUUGCUACCGUCCCAAAUAAUACCCAGAAAAGAGUUGGAAAUAAGUCCAAAAAUUACCAAUGAAGUAGAUGGUGCGUUUCAAGCUAAAGUUGAUUUGGUUAAAAGAAAGCUGGCCUUUAGGGUUGAAAAGUCCAAAGUUGGAAUGCGAAAAAUGAUGGAGUACUUUAUGGAACCGCUUGACUUUAUUCCGAUAACUGUUACAGGAAUUAACACAAACAAACUUGUAAAAACUCUGAGACAAAGAAAAUUAACUAAAGCUCAUUACGAACUGCACAAAAUCACCGACGAAAAAAUUAUAGAAGAGGAACUCAGAGGCAGACCUAUUCAACGUGCCCUUGUACUAGCAGAGAAAGUUAAACCCACGAAAUCUGUUAAAGAAAAAAUCUUGGAAUACUUUUUAGUUGGUUUAUCACCAUCAACAAUUCAACUUAGACUUGGGGCUAAACUCACACGACUUCUUAACAAAUAUAGAGCUAGAAAAGCGAAAUGGGAAAAAAGGAAACAAGAGUGGGAUUUAUUUAAUUUCAAAAAACCUAGUCCCGAUGUAAAUCCCCCCGAGGACGAAAAAGAACUAGAACAUGCUGAAGCCACGAUAGGGGAUAUCCCGCUAAAAACUUCUGAUACAUAUAAACUUCCGAAAGAAAAACAAACAACCACCCUGAAGAAGUUUAAAGAAAUGCUAAAUAUGAAGGAGAGAAUAGGCACAAGAACUCGUUCACAAUACAGAAUCCGGUAUGAGUUUAACAAGAAAGUUUACGAUCUUAGAGCCAAAAAGGUAGAAGCUCGUGAUAGUGUCCAACUAUUUCACACUAAACUGACCCAGUUAAAUCGAGAAAUUCCUGUGUCAGAGCGUCGUCAAGGAAUUCCUAUACCACGUAUGACUGACGAAGAUUUUCCUGAAAAACAUCUGGAAGUUAGGGCUUAUAAAAUAAAAACUCCUAGAAGAAUGCGAGAUAGAGAUAUAGUGGAGGAAAAACUGGAAUCACCACAGUGGGAACUUUUGGAGAAAGAAGCUUUGCCAAACAUGGAAAAAGGUGAUGAUGAUAGCGCAGGAAGCACGCAAGAAAUAAGACGACACCCUGAAUUUUAUUUGAGCUUCUUUGAAAAAGUUCCCUACGAAAAAGUUAGGGAAACAGCUAACCUUGAUUAUUACACACUUAUAAAUCAAAGUAGUGAGGAAGUAGAAUCUCCUUGGGAAAUAGAAAUGAGGAGUACUCGUUUAGUCAGAAAGUUCUAUCAGCAAGAGAGAAUAAUAAUAGGAAUGCGUGAGAAGGUUGAGAAUUUUGAUGCAGAUCUAGAAGAUUUGGCAACUGAACGUCUUACUGUUGUUUACGAUGCUGGCAUUAUCGAUCUCCAUUUGUUAACGCUUUAUCAAGAAUUGAUAAUUUUAAAAAAUUCUGAAGACAUGGAACACGAACUGAUGGAUAAAGCUAAUGUGAAAAUAAAUGAAUUUUUCGAUAUUCGAGACUCUAUCAUAAGAAUAAACAAUCGCCUUGGACGCCAAAAAUCCGAAGUCACGCAGUUAGAGUUAAUGCAAAGAGAUCUUACUCAUGAAUUCUUCUCUAAUGUUACUACAGAAAACAAGUUUUACUCCUUCCUAAGGAGAAUUUUUAAAAGAAAGUACAAACCUCCAAAGAUAAAAGACCCCGAUGAAUCAUCAUCUUCAUCUUCAAGUUCAGAAAGCUCUGAAAGCGAAGAAGAUGAAGCUGCAAGCGUGGAUUCUAAAGAUUUUGGAAUAAUUCGUUUGGAUGAAAAUGUCUGUCCAAAAGGAUGUGAUAAAGCACUUUAUGAUCUCACAUUUAACCUUAGAAAUAAGAGAUGGGACGUUGAACAGAAGCUAAUGGUUCUUCACGAUGCAAUCACCGUAACAAAUAAAGAAAUAGACGAUGCAAAUAAGAAGCUCAAAGUAGCCCAAAACAAAAUGAAUCAAGCGAAAGAGGAAUUAGAAAUGUAUUUGAGAGAGAAACAGAAAAAGUUGAACGCUGUCACAUGUGUUGCCAUUAUGAAAUUCCAUCAGUUGCAACACUUGACGAAAGAGAACCCAAAAAUUAAAAUUUCCGACACUGUAAUUUUCGAUAAAUACGUUGUCAGUAGAAUGUACAAAAGAGUUGGACAACUUCAUCAAGAAACUUUACAACAACAAGCUAAACGAAAAGUCAAUCUGACCCAUUUAACAAGAAUGAGAACUGAUUGCAAAUUUAUGGAAGAACAAAUAAGAAAACUUAAAAAAGAUGGAGUAGAACUUAUGAAAAUCAAAUUCGGAAAAGAAGUAAAUAUUAACGAAUUAGAAGAAGCCAUGCUGAGAAAAAUGGUACUGGAACUGAGAAUGUCCUGGACCGAUGUCAGAAAAAUUUACGAACAUGAAUUAAGAAUCUGGAGGGAUAAAUUAGCAAGGAAACAAGAACAACUGGCCGAAAUAAUAAAUAGCAAUUCUGGGCGAUUGGAACUUCUGGCUGCACUGAAUAAAGAAAAAACUGAACUGUCAAAGUUUCUGGUGCAACAACCUAGAAGACAAGCUCAAUUGGAAUCUGUCGCCGAUAUAGCAGGAAACUAUAAAGCGGACCUGACAAAACUAAACAAUAUAAUAAAGAGUCAACAGGAACAUCUGAAGGAACUGGAGCAAGAAAUUAAGAGGUUGAAAACAAAGGGAUUGGAGUCAAUGCCCGAAAAGCCGAAAAGAUGGAUAGAAGAUAUUUGCAUUCAGAUAGAAGAAGAAGAAAGCCUGCUGGACUUUGAAGCAUUUCUGAAACGGCAUCCACGUCAACCAGUUCAAAAGACGGAAGAAGAAAUGUUGGAAGAACUAUUUGCCAAACUGACCGACGAAGAAGGAGAGGAGGAAGAAGUAACGCAAGAAUUUGUGUUAGCAACUACAGCAUCUGAGGAAGUUAGAACAAUAAUUACUGAGAUGUUGGGAAAAAUGGAUAUCCAGUUAGACUUGGUUAGCAUAAUAGACGAAAUAUGGGUGAAGGCCAUGGAACGAACAACUGUCGCCGAAAUAAUUGAUGAUAUCAUUGACUCCUUGCCGAUUCCGAUAUCAGAAGAAAAUCUUCAAUUGGUUGAGAACGCUGCAGAAAAGUUAUAUUCUUUACAAGAACCAGAGAUCACGGAAGAGGAUCUUAUGGUCUGUGCACAGGAAACGAUCCUCGAAGUUAUAGAAGAAGUUGCUUUAAUAGAUGGGGAACCCCAUCAUAUAAUAGCGGAAAUAAUAACCGAAUUGAUAAUAGAAGUUCCAGCCAAAUAUUUAAAGACGGAAGAUAGUUUAUCCCUGAUCAAAGAUAAAAUAACUGGUUGCGUACCCAUUGAUGCCGUCGAUUUUGAAAAACUUCGAGAAGAACUCCUACAAUUCCCUUCCAGUAGCAGUGUAAUGAGGGAAGAAAUAAAAACAGUAUUGAACGACAUCCUGGAGGCAGUCUUUGGAAGAGGAAUCGAUCUUAUGUACGUUAUCAAAGAUUCUUGUGAUCUUUGUAAUAAAUAAUAAUUAUUGGUUAUACCUUUUUAUAUAUGUAAACCGCGUUUUGUAAUUUUAUUCAUUGAACAAUAAAAUUCUUGUGAAGUGCC
Molecule: messenger RNA, 6215 nt
Organism: Agrilus planipennis (emerald ash borer)
Lineage: Eukaryota; Metazoa; Arthropoda; Insecta; Coleoptera; Buprestidae
Exons: 24
Coding region: 49-6132 (2027 amino acids)
Molecular function (GO): protein binding
Source: RefSeq, a predicted model, not a curated record